AUGGUAUCGACUCGCUCCAACCCCGUCGCCUCGGUCGUCCAGAGCUCCGAAAAGGCCUCCCGCAAGCACAAACGUACCCCGCCCGGCCUGGUCGUGUCGGCCCCAGGCAAAGUCAUCCUGUUUGGCGAACAUGCUGUGGUCUAUGGAAAGACGGCUAUUGCUGCGAGCCUCGGUCUUCGCUCGUAUCUCUACAUUAACGAGAGAUCGGAUGAGAAGAUCCGGCUUCAUCUCCCAGACCUCAAACUGGAGGAGGAAUGGUCCCGAAGCGAUCUGGUCGCCAUCAAGGCUCUGGCCAGCAAAGAAGGUGCAUCGACGUCCGAGAUCGACCCGACCAUCCGCGACGAGAUCGCAAAGCUGCUGACCAAAGUUACCGAUCACAACGCCAUCCAGGCCGUACUGGCCUUUCUGUACCUGUUUGUCUUCCUGAGCGAUGAGAGACAAGAGGGAAUCGACAUUGCCUUCCGGUCGUCGCUCCCAGUCGGUGCUGGGCUCGGCUCAUCGGCCUCCUUCAGCGUGUGCGUUUCAACUGCGCUGUUGCUGCACUACAAGCACAUGCAGUCCUUCGGAGAUUUCAAGGUGAAGCUGUCGCUCGACAAUCGCAAGGUGAUCAACGACUGGGCUUUUCUGUCGGAGAAGAUCCUGCACGGCAAUCCGUCGGGCAUUGACAACGCCCUGUGUACUUAUGGCGGUGCGCAGAUGUAUACGAAAGGCAGCAUGAAAGUUCUUGACGGAUUCACCUCGCUGCGCUUCCUGCUCACCAACACGAACCACCCGAAAAACACCAAGGUGCAGGUGGAGAACGUGCGGCUCAGAAAAGAAAAGUUUCCGGAGCUGAUGCAGCACGUCAUCGACGCCAUCCAGAACGUCAGCGACCGUUUCAAGAGUCUCUUCAGCGCUGGCAAUAAGGACUUGACACAAGCCAUCUUUGAGGAUAUCGAGGCUUUGAUCGAUAUGAACCACGGGCUUCUCGUGAGCGCCGGUGUGAGCCACCCAACACUCGAGUUGGUCCGCCAGAUCACCACAGGCCACGGGCUCCACUCCAAGCUCACAGGUGCCGGAGGCGGUGGAUGUGCUCUCACCCUCCUGAGACAGGACACGCCAGCGUCCAAGGUCACCAAGGUCACCAAGGACCUGCAGAAGCAGGGCUUUAGCUGCUUCGAAACCUCGGUCGGAUGCCAAGGCGCCACCGCCUCUUUCUUGGACUCGGAGGAUUGGAGCAGCACCGACGUCGACGACUUUCUGAACAACAAGUCGUGGAGACAGCUCGAGACGCUGCUUUAG
Molecule: messenger RNA, 1281 nt
Organism: Polychytrium aggregatum
Lineage: Eukaryota; Fungi; Chytridiomycota; Chytridiomycetes; Polychytriales
Product: ribosomal protein S5 domain 2-type protein
Exons: 9
Coding region: 1-1281 (426 amino acids)
Biological process (GO): isoprenoid biosynthetic process; ergosterol biosynthetic process
Cellular component (GO): cytoplasm
Molecular function (GO): mevalonate kinase activity; ATP binding
Source: RefSeq, a predicted model, not a curated record